Molecule: messenger RNA, 930 nt
Organism: Peronospora belbahrii
Lineage: Eukaryota; Oomycota; Peronosporomycetes; Peronosporales; Peronosporaceae
Source: the annotation of a GenBank genome assembly
AUGGGGGACAAGGUAUGUGAUCAACCGCUGUGGCCGUUCCCAGGUACAAGUGUUGCUAUGAAUUGUAGAGAUCCGCAGUGUGCUCGGUUUGCAACGUUUUUGUGCGCACAUAAACUUCAUGCUAAAGGUUAUUGCGGCAAGUGUGCUGGAGAGUACCAGCAGAGAUUGCGAGGCCCACCGUCCAGGUACGCGUCGACGCAUAUCUAUGACGGGUCCAUUUCGCAGGUCAACGCAUCGUUAAGAAGUUUGGAUAAGAUUGAUUGGGGAGAAAUUAUUUUCCAAGGCAAAAGUUUCGAUGAAUUUAAAGCUCGCGAGAGAGGAUGCUUAACGUUGCGUCUACUGCAGUACCUCGAUGAGCCAGGUAAUGCGAUGCUGGCACAAAAUCCGAGUGUAGGAAAUGCUGUGGCAAUUAUUGAUUGCCAAACGUUUGUUCCGGAUUUCAUUCCAGUGCUGAAAGCGUCGAAAAACAGCGCCAGAUGCCGGUGCCAUUCCAAGAAGGUGCUCUCCUUGAUGUGUGAUCGAGUGUCCAAGGUUUCUGAUGACUAUAACAGCUCCUAUGAAGAUACAGGUCUUAUCUCCAGCACGGGUGUAUCGAUAAAAUGUCUGAUUCAGGAGGUGAUUCGAUCGUCACUUCUUGAACCCAUUAUUGAUAUCCGUCGAGAUGAAGCACUUCGAGGUCGUUUAAAGUACUCACUACUGCAGUUGAUGGAUAGCGUAACACUCGAUCCUGGCCAGCUGAAAAGUUUUGCAGGUGCAUUGAUGUUUCCCGUGCAUUGCGCACAAGGUCCACCCGGCACAGGAAAAUCGUAUUUGGGUGUUGUGGUUGUUCGCGCUUUGCUGGUAAUUAGAGAACUCUGGAAAUUAAAGAAUAGCAACAAUGGAGAUCCUCCGAUCCUUGGUGCUUUCGUACAAAAACCACGCGAUCGAUGA